Messenger RNA from Arctia plantaginis, 492 nucleotides. The record is from the annotation of a GenBank genome assembly. Lineage: Eukaryota; Metazoa; Arthropoda; Insecta; Lepidoptera; Erebidae.
AUGCACACUAAAAUGAGAGACUUAUAUAGAAAUCUGAUCAAACUUGUGAUGCAGCCGGAGUGCAUGCUCGAUGACAAGCUCGACAAAAUUGAUCCUACCAUCUUGGUCUCGGCGUCCGCAAACAACUAUCGCUACCUGAAGUGGCAAAUAAUGAAAAUGACAUACGUGAGUUCAGAAGAACAACAGGAUUUAGAUGACCAAUGGAGAUGUUUGCCAUCUUACAAACAGAACACACUGGAUACCAAUGAGCCUUCAGAUAUAUUUUGGCAUCAAGUUGCCCAACUACAAAACAAAGAUGGAAAAAAACCAUUUUCAACCUUGUCCAACUUCAUGCUGCAAAUUUUAUGCCUACCACACUCUAAUGCUGACUGCGAAAGAGUUUUCAGCCAAAUAGACGACAUCAAAACCGACAAGAGGAAUAAACUAGUUACAAAAACGGUUACUGGGAAUUUGUUAGCCGAACAAUGCAUCAAAAGACACGGCAAAAAUUGA